Molecule: messenger RNA, 1153 nt
Organism: Drosophila suzukii
Lineage: Eukaryota; Metazoa; Arthropoda; Insecta; Diptera; Drosophilidae
Product: coiled-coil domain-containing protein 42 like-2
Source: RefSeq, a predicted model, not a curated record
AUUAAAUAUCAUAAAUCAUAGACCCUUCGACACAACAUUGCCUAACAAAUAUUCUUAAAUAUUAUACUACAUAUCGUUAAAAAAGAUUAUAUUUUAAAAAGACAAAAUGCCGCGCCGUAAGCCAACCAUUAAGACCGAUGUGAUCGGCGAUUUGGACCUCAACCCAGAGGUGGCCAUCGAUGAUUACCGCGUCUCUCGCCAGCAGGAUCAGUUCUUCGUAAAACCGCCCAACUGGGAUUCUGCUGGCGAUACAAUUGAAAUGCUGUAUAUAGCCAAUCUCCGGGAAUACGAUGCCAUGAAACAGGUUCAGUCGCAACUUCUGAAAGAUGCCAAACGCCAGACGGCAAUGAAUGUGCAGCGCAUCCGUAAGAUGUAUAAAAUUCAGGAGCGCCUGCGCAAACGCUUUGUGGAGGUUAACGGGUUCAUCAAGGAUUGUGCGGACAAGAAGCGCAGUGCCGACAAAUCGAUUCGCGAGGAAACCGUUCUCCACGAAGAGCUUACCAAGGAGAUAGACGAGUGCAAGAUCUCCGUCGCCGAGCUGGGCACCUUUCGCAACGCCCUCAAGGCCACUGUCGACCAAUAUCAGCCCUAUGAAAGGGUUCUGGAGGAGGUGGUCAAAGUAUCUAAUAUCUUUACAUCGACUAAGGACUGCAUCGACCGCUGCGAUGCUUUAAUGCUUGCCCAGGUGGAGAUCAACAAACUGGAGAGCCUGAAACUCAACGAGAUCGAAGAGAUGCGCCAGCGAAUGGUUCAGAUCACCAGCGAUGCGGCUUUGACCGUCUUGGGUCUCAAAAACGAUUUGGCCCGACUGGAUCGUUCGUAUGUCAACUCUCGAGCCACUUGCCUCAAAUGGGAGAAGAUCCUGAGCACCUGCAAGGACACCACAUCGCACUACAAUCUCGACAAGGAACGCAUGUUAGAUGGCAUCCAGAUUCUCUACCGCAUGCUCUGCAAGCGCCGAGACAUUGUUCCCAGCUAUCAUAGCUACGAGAUCGAUCACAUUAUGACCUUCGCCAUGCGCGAAAUCAGCCUUCUUUCUGCUGUCCUCCAGGAAUUGGAGGCCAACAAGGGCGAUAAGGUCGGCGCAGGACGUUUGUGCUAAAUGGAAGAUAUAUUAUAUUUUUAGGGGGACAUGGAUAAAUAUAUUGUUUUC